Messenger RNA from Stomoxys calcitrans (stable fly), 567 nucleotides. RefSeq names its product cytochrome c oxidase subunit 6A, mitochondrial (gene levy). The record is from RefSeq and is a predicted model, not a curated record. NCBI's taxonomy places the organism in Eukaryota, Metazoa, Arthropoda, Insecta, Diptera, Muscidae. Gene Ontology annotation, cellular component: mitochondrial inner membrane. The coding region runs from base 80 to 406 and encodes 108 amino acids. The transcript has 2 exons. Gene Ontology annotation, molecular function: enzyme regulator activity. Gene Ontology annotation, biological process: mitochondrial electron transport, cytochrome c to oxygen.
AGUGUCAAAGUUUAUGUCAGACAUUUGCAUUGAAGGGAUAUUUUUCAUUUGAUCGAACAUAAAACUCCAUUGAAGGAAAAUGUCUGCUAUUCUUUCCCAAAUUAUUCGUCGCCAAAUUGCGACUACUGCCCAAAGAUCUUCUGGCCAUGCUGCCACAGCUGGUGAACACUCAGGUGGCUAUAAAUUGUGGAAACGUAUGACCUUCUUCGUUGCCAUCCCAGCUGUUGGUUUGUGCAUGCUGAACGCCUACUUGGGCCAUCAAGAAGAUCAUCACAAGCCCCGUCCUGAAUUCGUUAAAUACGAAUACUUGGCCAAGCGCGAUAAGCGUUUCCCCUGGGGUGAGGGCAACAAAUCCUUGUUCCAUAACCCACACACCAAUGCUUUGCCCGAUGGUUAUGAAGCUUAAAACAUUCGACACUAUUUUGUGGGACGAACUAGUGCUACCAAUUGGAGGGAAGAGUGGAUGUAAUUUAGCAUUAAUUUGUGUUUAAAUGACGUUUUUGGAUUGUGAAACAUUAAUGAAAACUCAAUAAUAUUUUGGAGGACUUGAAAAUCCCAAAAACAUCA